Arabidopsis arenosa is the source of this 1191-nucleotide messenger RNA. The record is from the annotation of a GenBank genome assembly. Lineage: Eukaryota; Viridiplantae; Streptophyta; Magnoliopsida; Brassicales; Brassicaceae.
AGUAAGUAAACGAAAACUUUCCAAGAGUUUAGCAAAAAAGGUAAGCUUUUUGUGAAUUUAUUUUCAUGGAUCAUAUAUUAUGAACAAUACACAGUUUAUUACAUUAUAUGGUUUUUCUAAUUCUUUUCUUAUUAACUAACUAUGAUGCUAAGGGUAGUUAAAAAUGGGUGGGAAUGAAACUAGAGAGCUUCCGAUCAUCAACCUUUCUGACAAGAACCUAAAACAGAACACAGAGCUUUGGAACUCGACGAGAGACAUUGUCCGUAAAGCCAUGGAACACCAUGGAUGGUUUGUGGCUGAGUACAACAACUUUCCCACGGAACUUCACCAGUCGAUUUUGGAGGCCGCUAAGGAACUACUCGAUCUUCCUCCCGAAAUCAAGAUAAAGAACGAGAACCACAAGGCCAGGCACGGCUACAUCACCAUGAUCUCCGAAGGUCAGCUCGUUCACGAAGGUAUUGGUAUUGACCAAGUCAACGAUGUCCAACAGUGCCGCCGAUUCACUCGUCUCAUGUGGUCUGAUGAUCAUCAUGACAACGACCGUUUCUGUGAAACUGUUCAUGCAUAUGCGAAAAUGCAAGCAGAACUGGAGCAACUGGUAAUAAAGAUGCUCUUCGAGAGCUAUAACGUGGAGAAGCAUGCAGAGGAAUACAUUGGAGGAACAAGGUACCUUCUUCGAUUGAUGAAUUACAAGAGACUCCCUAAUGGAGAACCCAACAAGAAGUUCAUUUCUCAUACGGACAAGAGCUUCAUCUCCAUUCUCCAUCAGAAUCAUAUCACAGGACUCAUAUUGAAAUCCGAGAAAGAGGAUGUUUGGUAUCCUUUUACUCCUUCACCAACUCGGUUUGUUGUUAUAGCAGGCGAUGCCAUCAUGGCGUGGAGCAACGACAGAAUCAAGGCGUGUUACCACAAGGUGGAGAUGGAAAGCGUGGAAAUGAGGUACUCGUUAGGGUUCUUUUCGUUCCAAAAAGGGAUGAUAUCGACACCGGAAGAAAUGGUGGAUAAGGACCAUCCUUUAGCGUACAAGCCCUUUCACCAUGAUGGACUUCUUGAGUAUUAUGAAACAUUGGGAGCUCAUCUCAAGGCUCAUCGUACCAUGACCAAGGCCUUUUGUGGCAUCCCACAAACCUGAUCAUUUUCCACCAAAAUUCAUCUUUCGUGAUCUUAUUAUAAUAAAAUGUCUGCCUUUAU